Molecule: messenger RNA, 1344 nt
Organism: Saccostrea cuccullata (small rock oyster)
Lineage: Eukaryota; Metazoa; Mollusca; Bivalvia; Ostreida; Ostreidae
Exons: 1
Coding region: 404-1312 (302 amino acids)
Source: RefSeq, a predicted model, not a curated record
CUCAGCUGCCUUUGGCGAAAUUUCUUUAUUGUCUUGCUAAGCAUUGUAGAUUGUGUUCGCUCUCUGUUAAAUAUUUGAACACGGUCAUUGGUAGAAUUUUUUUUCGUAUAUUUUUCAAUUUAUUUUGGCAUCCGUUCGCAUAGCUACACGUGGCCUUAGAUACAUUGGCACAAUUUCCUCUAAUUGUUACCAUAAUUCGACUGUUUUUGUUUUUGUUCAUUUUUUUUAGUCAGAGUUUAAUAUUAAUUUUUAUUUGUGUGUGUGUAUUUCAUAACGAGCACACCAAGUCAACGACAAUGCCAAAAAAAAGCGGGAUUCGACGCCAUUACCAAGAAGGCGCGCCAAGCGCAACGAUGGCGCCCAGACCAGUCAAGGAGAUGGUCAAACUGAAACCAGUGGAAGCAUGGGACAGCCGUCCUUUAGCUUAUCUAAUGAGCAGUUGCAGCAGGUGUCAGAAGCUGUAGCAAACAUCCUAAGCAAGCAGAGCGAGACAACCCCCCCAAUGCCCAUAGAGCCACUGGAAACCCCCAUGGCCACACGGGAACAGAGUCAAGGUACAGAACCCGUUUUGAUAAAUGACAAUUAUCUUGCAUUAACGACAAGCUACGACAAUGAUUUAGGCCAUAAAGUAUCAAAUAAAUUAAAACUUAAAAUUGUUAAUGGCGAGUACAUCAAUUUGGGCUUGUUGGUUGAAAAUUCAUAUGGGGCCGAUCCAAACGAUGAGACCAGAUAUUUUUCUAUGAAAGAGGGAAGCCUCACCCUGGUCCCCAAAUCUAAAGCAAAGGUAGUCAAUGACAUACAAGUAUGGACAGAUGCCUUUCUCAUUUACGCAUCGAUAUAUACCUCAGCCCAUCCCGAGAGCAGAGCUCAGUUAUUCAAAUAUAUUCAUACUAUUAGGUUAGGGGCAAAUAGAGUUAAGACUCUCGGGUGGCGUGAUUACGACAUCCAGUUCAGACUGAAGAAGGAGGCUAACCCAUCCCUCUCAUUUGCUGUUGUCGAUCAGGAGCUAUGGCUCUUGCAUAUGUACAGUCCCCCAAGCACCCAGACUUCCUCACAUCAGGCCCCCCUUCUAAAGUGUUAUGAAUUCAAUUACAAGGGCAUAUGUAAUAAACUUGUAUGUCAAUACAAGCACGAAUGUAUGAUAUGUUCACAAAACCAUCCCUACAUUAAACAUAAGACAUCCUCAGGCUCUAGUAUGAAUUUUAGGUCAACUGGUCUGCAAGCAACAUGGCGGCCUCAGCUACCCAGGAGACCCGCGGCACCAAGUUCAGCUAUUAGAGCACCUUAUACCCAAUCAGCUAGACCUCAGUAAUAUUGCAGCAAGCCCGAUUAACGUACCGAGAU